This is a messenger RNA of Puntigrus tetrazona (Sumatra barb), 2212 nucleotides long. RefSeq names its product translocase of outer mitochondrial membrane 40 homolog (yeast) (gene tomm40). NCBI's taxonomy places the organism in Eukaryota, Metazoa, Chordata, Actinopteri, Cypriniformes, Cyprinidae. Gene Ontology annotation, molecular function: transmembrane protein transporter activity. The transcript is spliced from 10 exons. Gene Ontology annotation, biological process: protein import into mitochondrial matrix. Gene Ontology annotation, cellular component: mitochondrial outer membrane; mitochondrial outer membrane translocase complex. The coding region runs from base 136 to 1170 and encodes 344 amino acids. The record is from RefSeq and is a predicted model, not a curated record.
GGCGGUUGUGGUGUCUUUUGUCCAAUCAUCUCCUGAUACAGCCGGAAUGGGCGGGCCAAGACGUCGGUUACGUAGGUUGUCCCUUGCAUCCUACCGGUGCCUCUCAGCCGUUUAACUGGACUGCAUUGCUAAACCAUGGGCAGUGUGUUGGCUGCCAGCUCCCCAAACCCACCCCCGGCCUCAGGGGGUGGCAGUGCCCCAGGGGGCGCAGGUCUGGUGUCGGUACCCCCAGGUUUCACCAUGCCCCCAGUGUCUGCUGUCCCAGCCUCCUCGGGCACCCAGGGGCAAACUGGGACGGACACAGAGUCCUCUCUCCCUAACCCCGGCACAUUUGAAGAAUGUCAUCGGAAAUGCAAAGAGGUCUUCCCUGUGCAGAUGGAGGGGGUACGAUUGGUUGUCAACAAGGGCUUGAGUAAUCACUUCCAGGUUAGUCACACAGUUACUCUUAGCACCUUGGGGGACUCAGGUUACAGAUUUGGAGCUACGUAUGUGGGCAGCAAGCAAACAGGACCUACAGAGUCUUUUCCGGUCAUGGUGGGUGACAUGGACAACACGGGCAGUCUAAAUGCACAAGUCAUUCAUCAGCUUACCAACCGCAUUCGCUCGAAAGUGGCAAUGCAGACACAGCAACACAAGUUUGUAAACUGGCAGUGUGAUGCCGAAUAUCGUGGUGAUGACUUCACAGCUGCUGUUACCCUUGGCAACCCAGAUGUUCUCGUUGGAUCUGGUAUCCUUGUGGCACACUACCUCCAGUCCUUGUCUCCUUCUUUGGUAUUGGGUGGUGAACUUGUCUAUCACAGGAGGCCAGGAGAAGAGGGCACAGUCACAUCAUUUGUGGGCAGAUACACAGGUAGUAACUAUGUCGCCACGUUGACUGUUGGAGGAGCUGGUGCACAUGCGUCAUAUUACCACAAAGCUAACGACCAGCUGCAGAUUGGGGUAGAGUUUGAGGCCAGCACACGGAUGCAGGACACAAGUGUUUCGUUUGGCUAUCAGUUGGAUGUACCUAAAGCAAAUCUGCUUUUUAAAGGUUCUGUAGAUAGCAACUGGGUGGUUGGAGCGACGCUGGAAAAGAAGCUGGUACCUCUUCCUCUAUCACUAGCUUUAGGCGCCUUCCUUAACCACCGCAAGAACAAGUUUCAGUGUGGCUUCGGAGUCACCAUCGGAUAGAACGGCAGUGGCAUCUCAAGAAUCUCAACAGAUAAAACCCUCCACCACGCUUGGACCGGUGCAAAGAGACAUGGGGACAUGGACCAACACUGAAACGGACUCAGACUCCCAGUAUUAGUGGACGGACCAGGACAAAGAGCUCACAGGACUGUCCAGCAGAGCUCUCAUCAAUCUAAAUGUUCAGUUAUCUGAUCAGCAGACAGUAACAUAAGGUUUGUUUUUAAAUAGACAUAAUUUAAAAGUAUGUCUGAUAUGCAUAUUACAGGCGUUUUGAAAGGACAUGCAUAUCCAUAUUCACAAUGUCAUUCUGAUACAGUCAGAAAAUAUGGACAUGCCUUUUUUCUUUUUGAGAUAGUUUUCAAAAGACGGUUUUCAUAAGAGAUCAAGAUUUAUGCCGUCGUCAUUUUUUGAUCAGUGAACAAAAACACUUGGGUCUAUAUAAAUGUGGCCAGGCGGUUUGUGUUUUCUUUUUUUUACUUGAUCAUGUAAAAAAUUAAAGAUAAUCGUCAAUAAUUCACUUCAAUAAUAAAAUGCUGUUUGUCAAAAUUAUGAGAAUUCAAUGCAUGGGAAGCUGUGGGUUUAAAUAGUGGGUUGUUUAAGUCGAUGCCUGUGUCCCUUUGUCUCAAAUAACUAGUCAAUCAGAACCGUCUGAGACUUUUGAGGUCUUUUUCCUGUGUAUGUCUGUUAGGGUCUUAGGGCCAAAUUCGAAUGCCGGUUUCACACUGACCGGGCAUAUCCAAUCAGACUGUCCUUUUUGUGUCUCAACAUGAAAUGCGUCACUAAAUUUUCCACAUGGAAGAAUUUCCAAAGUUUGUAUUGUUUUAAUUAGUUGUUGUACACAGUCGAGAGGUAUUUGGGGCAGUCAAAGGGUUGGUGCAGAUACUGUAAUAAACCUUAAGCUGGUUUUAAUGCCCAUGUCUCAUGCUGAUUUCAUGUCUUUGUGACAUGGUGGAGUACUAUUAAAACAGGCCUAUUGAAUGGCCUGAUCUGAAUGGAUUAUUUUAGUGCAAUUAUGUUAAAUAAACAUUUGGUUGUGAAUUGA